This is a messenger RNA of Bolinopsis microptera, 1956 nucleotides long. RefSeq names its product dynein regulatory complex subunit 3-like. Lineage: Eukaryota; Metazoa; Ctenophora; Tentaculata; Lobata; Bolinopsidae. Gene Ontology annotation, cellular component: cilium. The transcript is spliced from 11 exons. Bases 23 to 1585 code for a protein of 520 amino acids. The record is from RefSeq and is a predicted model, not a curated record. Gene Ontology annotation, molecular function: protein binding.
AUUAGAUUUCAUUUAGUGAGAUAUGAACAGGCUAUACGAUACAGUAGAACCAACUGUUAUCGAUGAAGACUUACUGAAACAGUGCAUUGAGGAGCAAGGAACAGCCAGCGAGGCUGGUAGAAUUGCCAAGAAAGAGGGUCUGGAUUUUAGUGAGGUGGAAAGUUUACGACUCGAUUUCAAGAAUAUUUUAAAGAUAGACAACUUAUGGUUCUUUACCAAUCUGGUGAAACUGAACUUGGAUAACAAUAUAAUUGAGAAGAUUCAGAACCUGGACUCACUUAUUCAUCUGGAAUGGUUAGAUUUAUCGUUCAACAAUAUUGAAAAGAUCGAGGGCUUGGAAAAACUUACCAAGCUGAAGGAUUUGACGCUUUACAACAAUCAGAUCACUGUCCUUGAAAACAUGGACAAACUUGUGAACUUGCAUGUUUUUAGCAUCGGAAACAAUAACCUUUCUCAAAUUGAUAACGUAGUCUAUCUGAGAAGAUUCCGUGAACUGUCCUGUCUGAAUGUCGCUGGAAAUCCGUUUGCGGAAGGUGACUACAAGUCAUAUGUUGUGGCCCAUCUACCCUCAAUUACUUAUCUCGACUUCAGACUUGUUUCCGGUCAUAUGCGAGAAGAAGCUAUAACUCAGUACCAGGAUGCUAUAGAUGUUAUCGAGCACAACGAGAGAGACGAUCAGAAGAAGCAAGAGAAAGAAAUCUCUCGAAUCGCUGAGGAAAAGGAACUCAGGGAAGCAUUUGUUGACGGUCUCAUGGGUGGUCAGCUCUUUGACGACCUCUUCCUCGAGGAUGUUGACGGUCCAAAACUAAACCAGCUCCCACAAAUGAUAGAAGCAUACGAGCUCUACAAGUCCAAAUUCUGUAAGAUUUGUGAGGAGCUGGUGACCUUUGGCCUGAAGGAAGCUCAGAAUAGAGCACGUGAGAGGAGUCUGUUCCAGUCUGCUGUUAACAAGGCCAAAGAGGCCGAUAAGGUGCAGGGUGUGGCUGGCAUUAACGAGUUUCUAGCUUACAAAAAGAAGGUGUUGACUGAACUAGGUCAAGUGAGUGAUGCUAGAGUUAUUGAUGCCAAAAUCUCAGAGCUACAGGAGGAACUGAACACUGUGUGGGAUACACUGAUGGGAUACGAAUUACAGCUCGCAGAACAGCUAGAGGAGGUAAAUAAAGAUUUCGAGAGGACAAUGAGCGACAUGUCCGGAACAUUCACGGAAAUAGUUCAGAACUACUUCACUCAGUGCAGAGAGCUGGAGCUGAUGCACCACGACAAGUUAACAGAGACAGCGCUGCUCAUCAUGGAGAAAGUGGUGAAGAACGAGCUGGAAGAAGAGCUACCAGAAGAUCUCAGAUUGCUGUUUGUUGACAAAGAUACGAUUACAAACGCUGUUAAUACGUCCCAUGACUUACACAACCAGAGAAUUGACAACAAGGAGGAUGAUAUAGUGACCCGGGUAGGGAACAGCAAAGAGAGCUACAACGCCCGAAUUAGCGAGGGAGAGGUGCAGAGGAACCGACACAGAGUAGCAGAGAUAAAUCACUUCUUGGAGAACAUUCGAGACGAACUGGAACAGUAUGAGAACCUAGACAGAUAGGCUGGGAGGUACUGAGGGGACUGUUUCAGGGUCUCUCAGGAGAUCAGAUUUGAGGGUGAGAUUUGAGAGAAAGUUUUGAACGGCACCUCGUUAGGGUUCAGAGGGAGGGAAGAUUGGAAGUAAAGUUCCCUUAGUGUUAGAGGUGCAGAACAAUGAACCAGAUUAAGACUUUAGAAAUAUAAGUGAAAAGAUUCCUGCGUCGAUAAAACCGAAGACGUUUCAUUUCUUGUGUUACAGUUUUACCACUUUUUACUGUUCGCAGUUGCGAAACUGUGAGAAUUUUCAUAAAAUGUUAUAGUCACUGUUAAUGAUGUACAUGUUUUAUGAGUAUUUACAAUUCUCUUGGACACAGCAUUAUGUCUGGAAUUUAA